Molecule: messenger RNA, 2705 nt
Organism: Sciurus carolinensis (gray squirrel)
Lineage: Eukaryota; Metazoa; Chordata; Mammalia; Rodentia; Sciuridae
Gene: Duoxa1
Product: dual oxidase maturation factor 1
Exons: 7
Coding region: 248-1276 (342 amino acids)
Biological process (GO): protein transport
Cellular component (GO): endoplasmic reticulum membrane
Source: RefSeq, a predicted model, not a curated record
GGCGCGGUCUGAGAAGUUUGGGAAUGAUUGAAGUUGGGGGCGGGGAAACUUCCAGUGGUUUAUCCGGCCACAGCUUGGUCUUUAAUUGAGUUAGGAGAGGAGUGGGGGCUGGAAGGGAGCCACGCCGGGAGAAAGGCGCUUUUGGUGACAACGUCUGGAUCAGGUUCCUCCCUACUCUUACUCCCGGGAGCACUGCAUGUGAGGUUCCACGGGAAGAGCAUUGGCUCCUCUGCCAUCUCCCACCACAAUGGCUGCUUUUGGACACACAUUUCCUUUCUAUGCUGGCCCCAAGCCAACCUUCCCAAUGGACACCACCCUGGCUGUCAUCAUUACUAUCUUUCUGACUGCACUGGUCACCUUUAUCAUCAUCCUGCCUGGCAUUCGGGGCAAGACGAGGCUGUUCUGGCUGCUGCGGGUGGUGACCAGCUUAUUCAUCGGGGCUGUGAUCCUGGCCGUGAAUUUCAGUUCUGAGUGGUCUGUGGGCCAGGUCAGCACCAACACAACAUACAAAGCCUUCAGUCCAGAGUGGAUCAGCGCCGACAUUGGGCUGCAGGUCGGGCUAGGAGGAGUCAACAUCACACUCACAGGGACCCCGGUGCAACAGCUAAAUGAGACCAUCAAUUACAAUGAGAAGUUCACCUGGCGCCUGGGUGAGAACUAUGCUGAGGAGUAUGCAAAGGCACUGGAGAAGGGGCUGCCAGAUCCUGUGCUCUACCUUGCUGAGAAGUUCACCCCUCGCAGCCCAUGUGGCCUGUACCAUCAGUACCGCCUGGCAGGACACUAUGCCUCAGCCAUGCUGUGGGUGGCAUUCCUUUGCUGGCUACUGGCCAAUGUGAUGCUGUCCAUGCCUGUGCUGGUCUAUGGUGGGCACAUGCUGCUGGCCACAGGCAUCUUCCAGCUGUUGGCCCUGCUCUUCUUCUCCACGGCCACAUCACUCACCCCACCCUGUCCCUUGCGCCUGGGCACUGCUGUGCUGCAUACUCACCAUGGGCCUGCAUUCUGGAUCACACUGACCACAGGACUGCUAUGCGUGCUGCUAGGCCUGGUCAUGGCAGUGGCCCACAGGAUGCAGCCCCACAGGCUGAAGGUUUUCUUCAACCAGAGUGCAGAGGAGGACCCCAAGCUGGAGUGGAGUCCUGAGGAAGGAGGGCUCCUGAGUCCCCGCUACAGGUCCACGGCAGAGAGUCCAGAGCCCCAGGGCAUUCCUCUGUCAGAGGAAGUCUCUGAUGUAUGCUGUAAAGAGGAGCACCCUGGAGAUACCAACUGUGCCUUAUAAUGCUCCUCUCUCCAGGCGGCUACCUGGAUUUCCCUCCUGGCUCCAGACCUCAUUGGUGCCCCACAAAAUCACAAAACUGCUCUCAGGGUGGGUUGUGUUAGAUCUCUAAGUAACCAUCUGCAGGUGGAGUGGGAAAAGAAGCCUCUAUCUAUUGAUGUUUUAAAAAAAAAUGAAACAAAAAGUCCUAAGAUGAUGAACAAUGUUGCUGUUGCCAUGGUAAGACCCAUCAGGGCAGCCUCUAUUUUUGCACAGCCUUUCCUGGAUGCUUUGCCUCUUCAAGGUGCCAUUAAUUGCAACCCAACUUCAUUCACAAGGAAUAUGUGGGGAGGGACGGGAGUUAUAGUGUCAUUCUCCUAGGAACCCCCUCACUCUCAGCACCUCUUUUAUUUUUCCUUUCUCCUUGUUUUCUGGGUCCCUUUUGUUCUUCUUUUACUUUCCUGGCUUGUGUGGCCUCUUGAUCUGCAUUGGAAAGAAGGGGCCAAACAUCUUAUCCCACUUCUAACAUUAACCAGUUGUACCACAUUCUUUUUGAGCUUCUGUUCUCAAAUAUGCUAAGGGUUUACCAAGGAGCUUAAACAAAAACAGUCCCAGGAUAUAUAUUUUUAAUGCUUUGCUGGCAUUUACUUUGACCCUUAGAUACCACCCCAAAAGAAACCAAUUGUAAGAGUCAGUGAAGAAACUCCAAACUCCUAUUCCUUCCCAGUCCAGAUGGGACGCAAAGGGUAAUCCAGGUGGGAGUGUGACCUACCUGGUUACUGAGACCUACAGCCCACCUUGGGCGGCUCAGGAAGACGCGGGUGCGGGUCAGUUCCCGUUCGGCUUCACUAGAGGGCGCCCCUCUCCCAAAACCUAUCGUAGGUUACUCUAGUUUCUCCAGCCGGGGAGAAUCCGCUUUCGCAGCAACGCAGAGUGCACAGUACUAAGUAGUCUCCAGCCCAACAAAGCCUUCCGAGGGCUUGUCCUCCAAGACCAUAGAGAAACCAUGCAUAUUAAUGAAGAAAGAGGUUUAAAAAAAAACUGAAAAAUAAGUUUAUUUACCACUCAUUCGGAGACGUCUUUCCUAGUGCAUACGGCACGUCCAAGGCCGCCUUCCUUUCUCUACGCACCACAACUCACAGCCCACACCCGGUGGGGCACUACCUCUCCGCAAGGUGCCAAGGUGGGUUAGGAGUCUGGAGUUGAGUUCCUUUCAUAGGUUAGUAGUAAUAUUUAAGUCUGGGGCCGCGAACUGCUUGCGCAGCGGAUUGCUGAGGAAGAGAGACGAGCCCCCUUUUUCCUGGCUACUGCAGUCCCUGACACUUUGAUCCAGAAAGAUGCGAAGAGUGUUGGGCCCAGCGUAGUGGAGAAUCACCACCGCCCCUCCGAGGAGUAGGCACAGGAUGCCUGAAAGAUGCGAACAGGAAAGAAAGUGGUGUGGGUGGGGAUGGGU